AUGGUAUUCAACUUUCGGAUUUAUGUAUUAGAUGCCAAUGACAACAUAUAUGACCCGGAAUUUGACUCAUUUGGAGAAGGUGUAGCAGAAUAUGUACAAGUAGGUGACAUGGACGAGGUGAAAGAGGACCUUUUGAAUAGAAGAUUCAAAUAUAGAGGCAUAAUGGAUUAUGCUAUAUUACGAGGACCGUUCAUGUACGAAAUACAUAAUUAUGAAUUUGCAUUUGAUGCUUUUUACGUCGAAGAUUGCGAGUAUCCAGUAGACAUAAUACUGAAUCAUAAUGGUAAAGGUAGCUUUUUAGAUAAUAUUAAAAAAGCAGGAUGGGUGAAUAACGAGUCAAAUGGAAAAUUCGACACAUUAAGAAUAUUCACGUAUAAUGGCCAAAGGUUAUCAAUCGAACAUCCGCAGAUAAAAUACAUAGAUGUAAGCAACGAGGAAGAUAUUAAACACAAUUUAUUAUACCGUGGGCUCGAGCUAAACACUUACAUAAUAUUAGAUGAAGAUAUAAAGAUCAAAGAUAAAUCGAUGGGCUACAAGAGCCAUAAAUUGAUCACUGAAAAGGAAAUAGAAGACAGGUGGGAGGACAUAAUAGCAGAUAGAUAUGAUGUCGAAGAUAAGACCAUUAUUGUAUUCACAAUUGAUACGAAGUUUGCAGACCACAAUAACUUCAAGAGCGUACCGGUUUCAAAUGUAGAAGAGAUGAAGGAAACGUUCAAGAAAUUAUACAGAGAAGCAGAGGAUCCAUAUACUUUUCAAAGAGGUUACUGUUACUUGGUAAUACCUGAUGAAGAAAUUAGACUCUAUAAUGCAUACAAGUACAGGUAUGACUGGAUGGAGGUGGAUACUAUUCAAAAUAUGGGAUUCUCUGAAUAUCAUGAUUUGUUUCGUGAAAUGAGUCGGUACCAUGUGGUUAUGCAUGACAAUAAAAUAAGAAUCUUCGACGGCUUUGAUUAUGUGACCGUGGACGAGUAUAAGGGUUUAAAAUACUACCAAAUCAAAGAUUUGUUUAGAGAACAUCGUCAUGGAAACAAUGCCACUUUGCGCUAA
This is a messenger RNA of Debaryomyces hansenii CBS767, 1047 nucleotides long. Its product is annotated as DEHA2C15510p. The coding region runs from base 1 to 1047 and encodes 348 amino acids. The record is from RefSeq and is a predicted model, not a curated record. NCBI's taxonomy places the organism in Eukaryota, Fungi, Ascomycota, Pichiomycetes, Serinales, Debaryomycetaceae. The transcript has a single exon.